AUGUCUACCGCAAGCCCAUCUGCUACGAUUCUCAAGAUCCCUGGCGAGUGGUGGGUGGCGGCCAGGAAGGCCAGGGUCGAGAACAUGGCCCUUCUUGAGUUCAAAGAUCACCAGUCCCGCUCCAAAGUGACGAAGGAACAAUUCUUGUCGUUCCGGACGUUCGUAACUCCUAUGGACACCCAACAAUUCGAGUCGGCAUCAUAG
This is a messenger RNA of Aspergillus puulaauensis, 204 nucleotides long. RefSeq lists its product as uncharacterized. The record is from RefSeq and is a predicted model, not a curated record. Lineage: Eukaryota; Fungi; Ascomycota; Eurotiomycetes; Eurotiales; Aspergillaceae. The transcript has a single exon. The coding region runs from base 1 to 204 and encodes 67 amino acids.